Messenger RNA from Anoplopoma fimbria (sablefish), 1411 nucleotides. RefSeq names its product inhibin subunit beta Aa (gene inhbaa). Gene Ontology annotation, cellular component: extracellular region. Lineage: Eukaryota; Metazoa; Chordata; Actinopteri; Perciformes; Anoplopomatidae. The coding region runs from base 1 to 1344 and encodes 447 amino acids. Gene Ontology annotation, molecular function: cytokine activity; growth factor activity. Gene Ontology annotation, biological process: BMP signaling pathway; SMAD protein signal transduction. The transcript is spliced from 2 exons. The record is from RefSeq and is a predicted model, not a curated record.
AUGUCCGUCCUGGCUCUGCUCAGCUGGACGCUGCUGCUCCUGGUCCUGCUCCUGGUCCAGAGCAGCAGCUCCUCCUCGGACCCGUCCGGCCUGCCUGCGUCCGGCGGUGCGGACCCGUCCUCUCACUGCCCGUCCUGCGCUCUGGCCCGCAUGAGGAGAGGCGGGGAGGAGCAGGAGGAGCAGGAGGAGCAGGAGGCUCAGCAGGACGUGGUGGAGGCGGUGAAGAGGCACAUCCUCAACAUGCUGCACCUCCAGGCCCGGCCCAACAUCACGCGGCCCGUGCCGCGCGCAGCGCUCCUCAACGCCCUGCGCAAGCUCCACGUGGGGCGCGUGGCGGAGGACGGCAGCGUGCAGAUAGAGGGGGGGAGGAGGAGGGAGCGAGGGAGGGAGAGGAGGAGGAGGAGGAGGAGGAGGAGGAGGAGGAGGAGGGGGGGGGGGGGAGCGGCGGCCGUGGAGGCGGCGCGCAUGGGAGACGGCGGCGACGCGCAGGAGACGACGGAGAUCAUCACCUUCGCCGAGGCCGGUGAGGCUCCCGGCCUGGUGAACUUCGUCCUCUCCAAAGAUGGCGGCGACCUGUCUCUGGUGGAGCAGGCCAACGUCUGGCUCUUCCUCCGUUUGGCCAAGACCAACCGCAGCCGAGCCAAAGUCACCAUCCGGCUCUUCCAGCAGCGCCGCCUCCCCAACGGACGGCCGUCUCCGCCGCAGGACGACGUGCUCCUGGCGGAGAAGACGGUGGACACGCGUCGCAGCGGCUGGCACACCUUCCCGGUGUCGGCGGCGAUGCAGGCGCUGCUGCAGAGCGCCGUGAGCACCACGCUGAGCCUCCGGGUCUCCUGCCCGCUCUGCGCCGACGCCGGCGCCACGCUCGUGCUGGUCUCCGGCGGCUCCGAGGCGUCGCAGCGCUCCAACCAGCGGGAACAGUCCCACCGGCCGUUCCUCAUGGCCGUGGUCCGGCAGGAGGACGGCAGCGACUCGCCGCGGCGCAGGAAGCGCGGGCUGGAGUGCGACGGGAAGGUCCGCGUCUGCUGCAAACGGCAGUUCUACGUCAACUUCAAGGACAUCGGCUGGAACGACUGGAUCAUCGCGCCGCCCGGUUACCACGCCAACUACUGCGAGGGGGAGUGCCCCUCCCACGUGGCGAGCAUCACCGGCUCCUCGCUGUCCUUCCACUCCACCGUCAUCAGCCACUACCGCAUGCGGGGCUACAGCCCCUUCCAGAACCUGAAGUCGUGCUGCGUGCCCACCAGGCUACGGGCCAUGUCCAUGCUCUACUACAACGAGGAGCAGAAGAUCAUCAAGAAGGACAUCCAGAACAUGGUGGUGGAGGAGUGUGGCUGCUCGUAGACACCGAGAGCCGGUCCGGAUCGGUCCGGAACGAACUGGACUGGAGAGGAAGGAGGACUCCAGAGAA